AUGCCGGAAACUACUAAAGCACGAAGUAAUGCUAAGUGGGAUGAUGAUGCCAACAUUAAAUUUAUAGAUUUGUGUGAAAAUGAGAUUAGACAAGGACGUAGACCACACACUCAUUUAAAUAGAGAUGGAUGGAAUAAUGUUGUCGAAGGAUUCAAUAGAGCCAUGGGAAAAAACUACGAUAAAAAACAAAUGAAAAAUCGUUGGGAUAACAUGAAAAAAGAUUGGAUUCUUUUUAAGAAGUUGAUGAGAGGGGAGACAGGUUUAGGAUGGGAUACCACAAAAAAUACAAUUAUGGCAGAUGAUGAUUGGUGGGAGCGAAAAAUUAAGGAUGAUCGAUACAAUAAGUUCAGUAAAGUAGAUCUUUCACUUAUAUGGUAUCGCUAUGAUACGUUGUUUUCUGAUAUUGUUGCUACUGGAGAAAGAGCACGUGCAGCGAAUCAAGAACAAAUGUAUGGCAUCAGAGUAGAUCUUGAUGAAGAAGGAACAAAUAAUUUUGAUGGCUAUGACAAGGAACACUUGGUCAAUCCUAGUGAUGAAGGAAAUGAUGAAAGUGAUGAUAUACAAAAUGUGGAAUCUAUUAUAUUUCCUAAGCCGUCACUUAAAAGACGAGGUUCAAUUGAUGAUACUGGCACUGGCAAUCAAGUCAAAACAAAUAAGGCAAAAUCUAGUGCGGCAUCAUUCAGAGAGGAUAUACACUCUUUAGUGGAGAUUAUGUCUAGUAAAAGCACUGCUACAUCCCCGUCGGUAGAUGAUUCCGUCAUCGAUAAGUGUAUGAAUAAGUUGGCAACUUUUUCUGAUAUUCCUCCUAGGAGUGGAAAGUACAACUAUGUUUGCAACAUGUUUCUUAAGAAGGAUGUACGUCAACUGUUUCUUAAGAUGGAAACUGAUGAAGCUCGAAAAUCUUGGUUGGAGUAUAACUAUCAGUUACACCUUGAGAAAAUGGGAUGAUUGCAUUGCUAUGGUUAAAUGUUUUUAUUGUUUAA
Molecule: messenger RNA, 983 nt
Organism: Solanum dulcamara
Lineage: Eukaryota; Viridiplantae; Streptophyta; Magnoliopsida; Solanales; Solanaceae
Product: L10-interacting MYB domain-containing protein-like
Exons: 2
Coding region: 1-948 (315 amino acids)
Source: RefSeq, a predicted model, not a curated record